Messenger RNA from Pieris brassicae (large cabbage white), 3986 nucleotides. It is a transcript of the gene serpin-32, whose product is annotated as serine protease inhibitor-like. Bases 2683 to 3870 code for a protein of 395 amino acids. NCBI's taxonomy places the organism in Eukaryota, Metazoa, Arthropoda, Insecta, Lepidoptera, Pieridae. The record is from RefSeq and is a predicted model, not a curated record. The transcript has a single exon. Gene Ontology annotation, molecular function: serine-type endopeptidase inhibitor activity.
UCAGUCUUCAACUUCAUUCUCUGACAACUUCACUUGUUUUGGAGUUGAGACUUGUGGGAGCUUGCCAGCUAUUCGUGUAACUGCGUGGAGAUGUUCUCUCUGCAUCUUCUACGGCAUUUGCCAUGGGGAGCGUUCAGAGGAGUUGUUCGGACUAAUAUCAGCCGCUGAGUUUCAUUAUCGGAUGUCAAGGCAGAAUACAAAAUACCAUCCGUAUCACCUUCGUAUCGUAUCGUAUUUAGUUAGUAUAUAUUUAUUUCAUCUUCUAAGUGAAUGCUCUUAAAACUCUUAAUGAGAAACGCAAAUAUACCUAAAUAUACCUACAGAAUAAUAAAUACAAAUUAAAAAAGAAAUUAUUGAAUGUUAUAAAUAAAUAAUUAACUUAAACCAUAUUUAUCCUCUUCAAAUUAUUAGCGCUACUUGGUUAUUUUAUAUUUUCUGUGCCUCUUCUUCUUUACUACUUCUCUAUUACUGGAGGUUGGCCGUCAGCCUCGUGAAACGUGUAUUGUCCUAUGCCAGAUGUAACAACUCUCAUAACUUAUGACAAGAUAUUUUAUUUUUCAACCCCCCGGGGUUUGAAUUGACCCUAUAAGUUGGUGUGGAAUAUGCAAGACCUUUUUAUUCCUUUAAAAACAAUGUAAAAAGCAAAUCUUACGAUAAUGUCUCAGUUCCGUACAUAGUAAUAGUUCAAGUGGAAAACGCGCGAUUUGUACGAAGUGACCUCUCUUUUACGGACAAUGCAAGGGGAUUGUGUAACUUAAAGAAUAUUACGUACGAACGUCCGAAACGCGUUUCAUUGCGGAUGUAUACCGUAAAUAAUUUUUAAUUGAACUCGAAACAGAACAAAUCUAAUCUAACCAGUUGAACAUAAACCACUUCUUGUAUGGAAAUUGUAUUCGUUUUUACAACAAACUCCCAAGCGAAUUAUCACUGAAUAAAUUCAAUACUCUCGGUAAACGUCAAUUAAUCAAUAAAGCUUUUUUUAUAAAUUUGACGACUAUUUCAAUGAUCCUUACCGUUAGGAUUAAUUUGCUCCAUUUCAAACAAUUUGUAUGACUCAAAACUUAGCUAUUAAAAAGAGCGGCGGAGAGUUUCUUGGGAACUGGUAGUAAAUGUAAAUUUUUCAAUUUAACAUUUUUUCUGUUGACAUUCAUAAGUGUACCUAUAUGAAUAAAGUUAUUUUGAAUUGAGUAAUUACAAUUUCAGUAUUAUUCCGUGUUUUUGACUGCGCUACGGGUGACAGUUCUCUAAUCGUAAGAUUUAGAAACAGGAUUGACAACUAACUAAUGACUCCCGUCUAUCAAAAUACAAUUUAUUUUUGACAUUUAAUACUCGUUUUGUUACCCUAAUACAAUAUGUACUACGAAACGGAAUUUAAGGAAAUAAAACUAAAUAUAAAAUUAAAAUAAACCAUCAAUUUACACUACUUUUUAAGACCUUCUGGCAAUUCGAAGUGGUAGAGGCCUGAUUACCUGUAAGGUACUCCUACCUUUAACAGGCAUCGAUCUCACAAAAGCUUUUCUUUCUAUUAUAAAUAACUGUUACUUUAUUUUGUACACAAUGUUUGUAAGUUUUUGUGAGAAAAAUAAUUAUUAAUAACCUUUAAGCUUUAAACUGCUCGUACAUAAAAUACCUUAUCAACGUCUUCCAAGCGAAAAAUAAUUACUACAUUAUAUCUUGAGGGUUAUCUGGAUCGGAUAUGCGACUGUUUUGUUUUGAAUGUGAUUUUGGCUACUACUCAUAUACCUUACAAUAUAGUCAACGAGAAAAUGAAAUCCCUACUAAACUAACUGCCGCGUUUUGGAGACACUUUGACCCCGGAAUUUAUUAUUUCUGUUAUAAUCACUGAUGUACGAUUGUAAGUUGAGUCCGUACGCGUAUAACUUCCGAACGACUGCACUGCAAACUUUAAUAAAAUUCAAUUUAAUUCAUAAUAAUAAUUAACUUACUAUGUGUAAGUGAAUAACACUUCUGCUUGUGAUCUUUCAGGUAAAUUCGCAGGGCACAAUUUAACAUUAAUACGAAGAUACAGACCGAAUAAUAGAUAAAUAAUCUAACUAUGGUGUUACACACGUUUUUAAAUAAAUACUUUAUAAGUUUAUUUCCUGAAUAAUUUCCUGUUUAUACAAUUUAAUUAUAUACUAAACAUUUCCACGAGAUAUUUGUUUUACCUAUAGUUGAAUAUAGUAACCACAAUUUUUUCGCGUAUUUUAUAAAAAGCAGGAAAUAUUCAAUUGUAUGAACUGGACAAGGUUAACUAGAAAAUAAAAUCAGUAAUUAAAAUCGUAUUAUUAUUUUAUUGAAUAUAAAUAUACAUAAUAUUAUUCGAAACUUAAGGGCCAUGCGUAAGCACAAUACAAUUAAAAUAUAUAACUGUGUUAUCAUUUUAGUAUCUGUUAGGAAAAGUUCAGCCAAACGCUUGCCAAAUAGGCCAAUUAACAAAUGUUUAAUAUAAACGUUUAUUACCUUAUAACGAUAUUAAAACCUUAAGCUCAACGUGACUAGAACCUUAAUGGAACUUUUUAAUUGCUUUAUUGAAUCGUGCGUCAAAUUGAUUACGAUAUGGGUUCCCGUAUACAACACACACAGCGAAUCUCAUUGUAUCCGUGAGAUUCCAUUGAAAUUGAUAAAGGCACCGCUUGCAAUACUAGUAUUGCUUCAAACUUUGUCCUAUCAAGCCGCGUGAUGUGGAAGAUUAUUUGUUUAGUUAGCAUCGUGGUUGCGACACCUACCAACCCUGGUGUCAACUUCACACCGAUCAACGAAUUUUCAUUAAAACUACUAAACAAUGUUUAUGCUUUUCAAGAGAGUUUUGGUGAAAACAAUGUGGCCAUCUCACCUCUAUCUGUAUGGAGCAUAUUCUCUCUGCUAGCUGAAGGAUCGGCUGGGGAGACUUUUCUGGAGUUAAUGAGAGAGUUGCGGCUGCCAAACGACCUACGAUCAACUCAGGCACUGCACGCUGCUGUGGCAAAUCUAUUAAAGAAUUCAGAUAGAGAUGUCACGCUUAAAGGACAAUCAGCUAUGUUCUCCGACAAGAACUUAAAGAUACACAAGGAGUUUUGUGAUUCAGCAAAUUAUUAUAAUAAUGAAGUGUACUUUGUUGAUCCGACUAAUACAACACUACUCGCGCAGGAUAUAAAUUACUACAUAUGCGUAGCAACAGAAGGAAAAAUACGCAAUGCCGUGCAACCCAAGCACUUGGAGAAUUUACGGAUGAUAUUAGUGGACGCUUUGUACUUUAAAGCAAGCUGGACGUAUCCCUUUGACCCUACUCAGACGAAAGAGGAAGCGUUUUAUAAUUGGCAAGGAAAGACAAUUGGUUCAGUCAACAUGAUGUAUCAUAAGGCAGCUCAUAACUUCGGAGAUUCAAAUCAAAUCCGUGCUCAAAUAUUGGAAAUGACAUAUGGCAAGAAGGAACAGUUUUCAAUGUUGAUUCUUCUGCCAUUCGACGGGAUGCCGAUAAAGGCCCUGUUGGACAACCUAGCGAGCCAGCCAUUAAACUGGAUGACAGACUUCAAAUAUGGUGAAUUACCGGAGAUAGAUUGCUAUAUACCAAGAUUUAAGAUAUCCACGCAAGCAGAUUUAAUACCACCCUUACAAUACUCAGGAAUUCAACGGAUUUUUGAAGCUGACAAGGCGGAGUUGCCAGGUGUAUCUGACAGUCCCCUAUAUAUUUCUAAAACAGUGCAAAGUGUUGAAAUUGAAGUGACCGAAGAAGGUACUGUGGCCGCAGCAUCUACUGUCGUUGGUUUAGAAGACCGAAUUCUAGGACAGAGGUUUGAAGCGAACAAGGAAUUCGUUUUUGUCAUCACGGAUCGAACGACUGGUCUAAUAUUAUUUACUGGUGUGUACGCGGUGCCACAAAUUGUAUAAAUUAUUGAAGAAAUAAAACUGAGGCUGAGUGGUGGCUUAAAUAUUCGUAAAACUAUUCAGAGAGAAGCUUCACUAUUUUAUACUUAUAAAUGACUGAUUAAAUAAGUUUAAUACUA